UUGCAAUGUUUUCAUCUCCAUCUCUUUCGGACAUCAUUCACGAGAUCUGUAAAUUGUUUUAGGAGCUGUCGGGUACAUCCUGGUUAUGUGAGACAAAUUGCUGCGAGCCCAACAGAGCCUACAAAACUUCUUAUCGGGUACGACAAGGGUGUCGUGGUACAGUGGAACCUUCUAACCAAGGAAAUCGACCGGUUUCCCCUUGACCCACCAAUCAAAUGUUUCUGCUGGCAUUAUGAUGGAAAGCUGGUGAUAACCGGUAAUGUGGAUGGUUCGAUAUGCGUGUAUAAUAUGAAGAAAACGAGUGAGCCGCAGCAGAAGUCAUUUCCACAUGGACAAGGCCCUUGUCGACCGAUCACCAUGAUUGAUUGGAAGCAUAACAAUGAUAACGAUCAUUUAGUUAUUUUUUCCGGAGGCAUGUCCACCGAAGAUGGUUUACCCGUGCCUGUGCUUACGUUUUUACGCCCAUCUAAAUCCGCCACUGUUCUAGAAAUGGACCAUCCCAUAUUGUCAUUUGUUACAUUGCCACAAGUUCCCUAUGUUUCGUGCCCACAGCAACCACAUGCUUUAGCUGUUUUAUUGAAGGGCGAGUUAAUGAUGUUCGAUUUAAUUACGUCAGGGUACCCCUGUAUUGAAUCCCCACAUGCUAUGGAUUUGCAUGAAGCUCAAAUUACCGCUGUCGCCUAUUAUGCGGAUUGCCCCAGCGACCUAAUUGGUGCACUAACUCUUGUAGGGUGUAAGCAAAGGAAGAAAGGAUUUAGCGAUAGGGUAGGCCUCAGUGAUUAUGAAUUUCGUCUACCAUGGCCUGUGAACGGCGGAGUCGGAAGGGAAUGCGCAGCUGGCCACCAGGAGCUGAUCAUUACUGGGCACAAAGAUGGUACAGUAAGAUUUUGGCAAGCAUCUGGUGAAAACCUCCAAAUUCUUUAUCGAUUGAAAACUGCAACUCAUUUUGAGCGGCUUGAAGAAUUGGAAGGAUCCGAACUAGUCUCGCAUGCUGUGAAAUCUAUAGAAUUAUGUGUU
This is a messenger RNA of Cylicostephanus goldi, 1017 nucleotides long. The record is from the annotation of a GenBank genome assembly. Lineage: Eukaryota; Metazoa; Nematoda; Chromadorea; Rhabditida; Strongylidae.